GGCACCCCGAGAUCGCCCAAUUUCUACCCUGCACGUGGCAGCGACCCGGGCGCACGCGCACGAACUGGACAUACGCUCUGACAUCACGCUAACUUGAGCUGCGACGACGAUCAGAGACCCGCGCACCCCUUUGACCGCACAAUUGCAACACUUUCCUGGGAACAACUCGGGUGAUCGAGCAGCAGGCGAGCGCAGGCGAGCGCAGGGGUCCGAUUGCGGCUGGUCGCGACAGAGAGCUGGAACAGCAAUGACCAGCAGGUUGAGGAGCAGUCAUCCACAAUAGCGCACGCAAGCAGCAGUGACAUUGAGAGGGCAGUGGAGGCCCGGGAGAAGGGGGCGGCCAGCAGUCGCGAGGCUGGAGGAAGCAGCGCACUGCGAGCAGAGGCCGGUGGGGAGGAGAUGCCGGGCAGGCUGAUUAUGGAUCAGCAAGGACCGGUAGGGUCGCAAGACCUGAAAAAGGAUCGCGGUCAAGCGCACGAAGGAGUCACGUCGCAGAAGCGCGAUUUUGCGCAGAUGCAAGGUACGGCACAUGCCAAUGGCAGCGCGAACGGCCAUCCCAAUGGCCAGUCACUGGCCAACGGAGUAAACGGCCAGCACCAACUCUCUACGGCCACAAGCGGUCAUUCGAACGGCACACCCACAGCAGUCUCGAGUCUUCCCACGCCUCCGCCGCUUGAUCAGUCAUGGCGCAGUUCAGAUGCGAACAAGCCCAUGGGUGUCAUGCUCCAGCGCCUGGCCCAGCAGUGUUUUGCAGAUCUGAACGAUACGUGCAACAAGAUGAGCCAGAUGCCUCCGCCUCCACCGGCGGCUGCAAACGGAGUGGUUCCUCAUAUAAAUGACCCUUCGCGCGAGAGUGUGGAACGGAAACGGGUGUGGAUGGACUUUGCAAAUGGGCAGAGAGAUCGCUUCAUCAAGGCGCUUGUUCUGUCAGACUGGGCACGCAGUGAGCAUGACAUGGCGAAGCUCGUCGACCUCAAGGUGUGGCAAGAGAAACAGUCGAGAGCACAAGACGCAGCCAAGAGAUUCAUUGGCGAAAUUAAGCAUGGCGUCGUCGCUGCUAAGAUGCGCAAUCCCAACAUCGAGGACGCAAUGGAGCUACUUGCGACUGGCAAGUCGUCGAAAUGGCCCGACCUCAUGUGGAUACCGCCUAAGAAGCUGCCGGCCAAGCGGCUUGUCGCGACUCUUAAUGACAUGAACGUGAUGCUUGCGACACGGCUGAAUCUGCACGAAGAGCUACCACUACACUUCCGCGACUAUUCGAUCGCCAACGGGAGGGCUACUUUCCGCGUACCCGGCGAGUUCGAAGUAGAUCUAUCAAUCGCUGAGGAAGACCCGAGUUCGCAAUUCUACCUCAUUGACUUGCGAUUUACGUUCACGCCAACGCCCAGUAUAUCGGACCCAUUGCGCAAUGCUCUUGAAGCUCAGACUAAUGGAGCUCUGAGCUCCAAGGGCCUUCAAGGCUGUUACGAAUUCUUACACAAUUUUGUUCUUACCCACAAAAUCAAUGUCUUCAGAUCGCAAGCAGUGAAACUCUUUCGUGAAAAGUGGUUUGGCUGCUUGGUGACAGAGACGCAGAGAAGAGUAUUCGCGAUCCACUACUGGCGAGACCAAGCUGGGAAGAAGAGUUGGAUCGAAUUUGGUAUCAACACAGGCAAAGUGCAAGGCAAACGGAUGAGAAAAGCUCCAACGGCACGGCAUUCUGUCCGUUGGUUCCGUCAUGGACAGGAAGUGCAAGACGACAGCAUAGAGAUUGACUGGAACAAUCUAGACCUGGACGCCAUUCUCACCCAAGUGAUAGCCAAGCACGCGUCGUGGACGCUCUCUACGGUUGAGAAAAGGUUACGAACUUAUGCUGGCACCGCAUCAACCCUGCACAGUGAACUCUGUACUUCCGCCUCCAAUCCCGGCGCAUGUAAGCUGGGGCUGUCACUUCCAGGUCUCCGUACUGCAAUUACCCUGCGGCUCGAGCCCGUCACCGGGCUCAUGACCAUUUUUCCUGAAAGUCGAGACGCUGCAACGGCGGAGCGUAAUUUCAAUCGCAAUCCCAUCGUCGACAACUCUGCGAGCUUCACUCAGCUUCUUUGCCGGGCUGUGCAAGAUCGCGUGCGCAGAGCUGUCAUCUCGUCUGGAUGGCAACUCGCGGAUCUUCGUGGUUUUGGCGCUCAGCCUAACUUCAAGGCCUUGUUCGGCCAAGGGAUUGUGCGAUCUGACAUUCUUCACUGCGCCAGAGGCUGGAAAGACUGGGCGUUGUGCACGACCUACAGUCUUUCUGGUCAGAACUGGUGGGCUGUGCGCCUCAACAAGCAAGCAGUCGAGCAAGGAAAAACGGUUACGACAAUCGCAGAAGCGCGAGCCAUCAACGUCUCGGCAACUGGCCUAUGUCGCGCAGACUUGUCACGUAUCCGAAGACUUGCGGAGGCAGAGAUAUCCUUUGCAGUGUUGGCGCACGACCUCGAGGCGAACCAGAUCCCACACCAUAUUGAUAGUCUGUCCUCGCCACAACUUCACAGCGAUACUACCUCGCUCCAACAAGACAGUGCGGUGGCAGUUUACCUCCGCCUCACUCCUAAAGACCUGAAGAGCUCUGUGUUAACAAAGUACAAAUCUCUAAGCAUCACGAAUUGGGUCAGGAUAGCAUAUCAAGGCAUCGUUGACGAGGACGAGGAAACCGCCCAUGUAAGACACGACAUUCGCUUGACUGUAGACUCUGAGAAGCUCAAACACCUCCACGAUUACUUCACGAAUUCGAAGGUCCGAGACGCAGAUAUCGCUAUGAACGGAUCUGGUGGCUUGGCGUUGUCUUUACGCACUCCCCUUGGCCAGCCAUACGUCACAAAGAUCAUUGCAUUGCUGGAUCGUUGUCGGGAGCUCAAUGAGGUACUAUUGACGGCACCCAGGCUGCAAUUCACUUGCACUACUGUGGGGCUUCAGAAAAUCACCUUCACUUAUGGCGCUAUGCAUCAGUACAUCGGCUCCCUGGUCACAAAUGGUUCAGGCACUCUCCUGAAGCUAGACCCACCCUUCACCAACCCACAUCAGCGCAUUCGCGUAUUGCUCGAGAGGCUUUACAAUAAGGCAAGGGAUCACAAGUUUUGGGCGCUCGCCCUCGCCAUGAAUGCUGUCCAACCUCUUCUGGAAAGCCUCGUAAAUCUGGAAACCUCGCACGCAGCUCAACAUACUCUGUUGAUUCAUUCACACGACGUCUCGAUGCACACAGUGGAGUAUCGCUCGCCAUUCAUCCCCUGCAGGUUCAAGGCAUCUGUGCAAUGGUAUAGGGCAGAGGGAGGGCGGCGUCAGCACAGAUAUACCAUCACACCUCAUCAAAGGGAGGGCGUCGAAAUGCCUGCUGCAUUCAGCAAUGCUCUUGACGAGCUGAGCAGAAAUUGCGGCUCAACGGCAGAAGGCUGGUUCGGAAACAACAAGGGUGGCUACACCGCUACACACCCGAAGGGUCUGCCCACAGUGUUCCGGCGACUGGAUGACUUCAUGCGCACAUCGGGCCAAGCAAGUGAUGCUACUGUGAACAAGGUGGAAAAGCAAGAGACGCCAGUGCCCAAUGCGAAGCCGACGUUGAACCGCAAUCCUUCCAAGCACAACGUAUCACAUCAGCAGAAGCCGAACGGUCAGACACAGCCGAAGCCUCAGCCAAGACCACAGCAGCAAAACCAAUCCAAGCAGAGUUACAAGCCCCAUGACAGUACAGCAAACCAGACACUGAAACCCAAUCAGAAGUCAGGUAAGACGAAGCAGGAGCAGGAAGUCAUCGAACUCGACUAAAAGCCAGCCAAGAUCUGGAAAAUGAAUGCAGUAUACAAAAGGAUCUUGGGGGCUGGUUGGAAGGCGGUAGCCGGAAUACCGUACCUAGUAAAGUGGUUAGGAGAGAUUGAUACGACUAUAGAAAUCCUUCCCCCUUCCAGAAAUGAACUCG
Molecule: messenger RNA, 3928 nt
Organism: Sphaerulina musiva SO2202
Lineage: Eukaryota; Fungi; Ascomycota; Dothideomycetes; Mycosphaerellales; Mycosphaerellaceae
Product: MED14-domain-containing protein
Exons: 1
Coding region: 400-3777 (1125 amino acids)
Biological process (GO): regulation of transcription by RNA polymerase II
Cellular component (GO): core mediator complex; mediator complex
Molecular function (GO): transcription coregulator activity
Source: RefSeq, a predicted model, not a curated record